GAAUGGUCACUUUAAACAAAAAAUACAUUUCCCGCUUAGAAACAAAGAAAAAAAAACUAAAUUACCAACACUAAACAAUAGUCGCCAUUUUUCAUUAACUGCAAGCUGCAUUUAUACUGUGAAUUUUGCAGGUACAACGUAUUAAAAUAAACUAAAGCUCUUUCAAACGCAAAAACAAGAAAAAAAAUUCUAAACAAUGACUGGUCGUGGUAAAGGUGGCAAAGGUUUGGGAAAAGGUGGUGCCAAGCGUCAUCGUAAGGUACUUCGUGAUAAUAUCCAGGGUAUUACCAAGCCAGCCAUUCGUCGUCUAGCCCGUCGUGGUGGUGUAAAGCGUAUAUCGGGUUUAAUCUAUGAAGAAACUCGUGGUGUAUUAAAGGUCUUUUUGGAAAACGUCAUUCGUGAUGCUGUUACCUAUACCGAACAUGCUAAACGUAAAACUGUUACCGCCAUGGAUGUCGUCUAUGCUUUGAAACGUCAAGGUCGUACUUUGUACGGUUUUGGUGGUUAAACAAACUCUUAACACACAAUGUCGCAUGAGACAAUUUAGCGACAAGUAUUAUAUACACUUAAAAAUUUUAAAUUUAAACUAUAUAUUCCAAUAACCAGACACAAUUUGUAACUGUUUAAAGAAAAAAAAACAGAAGUUUCCAUUUUUCAAUACUUAAUGUAAUUUUGAAGAAAAAUUUCACAACAUUCGCUAAAAAAUAUCUACUAUUUGACUUGAUAAUUAACUUUUAAAGAAUAUUAUGACGUAUUUCAUUGUCUAUAUGUAUUAAUAAUCAUGAUGAUACAAAAUUAAAGCAGUUUAUUUGAAAA
Lucilia cuprina (Australian sheep blowfly) is the source of this 816-nucleotide messenger RNA. It is a transcript of the gene His4r, whose product is annotated as histone H4. The transcript is spliced from 3 exons. Gene Ontology annotation, biological process: nucleosome assembly. Gene Ontology annotation, cellular component: nucleosome. NCBI's taxonomy places the organism in Eukaryota, Metazoa, Arthropoda, Insecta, Diptera, Calliphoridae. Bases 197 to 508 code for a protein of 103 amino acids. The record is from RefSeq and is a predicted model, not a curated record. Gene Ontology annotation, molecular function: protein heterodimerization activity; structural constituent of chromatin; DNA binding.